This is a messenger RNA of Nicotiana tabacum (common tobacco), 1304 nucleotides long. Its product is annotated as WAT1-related protein At4g30420-like. Gene Ontology annotation, cellular component: membrane. The record is from RefSeq and is a predicted model, not a curated record. Lineage: Eukaryota; Viridiplantae; Streptophyta; Magnoliopsida; Solanales; Solanaceae. Gene Ontology annotation, molecular function: transmembrane transporter activity.
UCUUUGUUUACUACUACCUUUUAUUUUUUUUUGCAAAAAACAAAAAUGGGGUUUGAAACUUACAAACCUACAUUUGUUAUGAUUGCUUUGCAAUUUAUGUAUGCUGCUGUUACUCUAUUUAGUAGAGCUUCUCUUGUACAAGGAAUGAGCCCUAGAGUUUUUGUAGUUUAUAGGCAAACUAUAGCCUUUCUCCUCAUUUCUCCUAUUGCUUUUGUCCCAAGAAGAAAAACAGGAAGUAGUUGCUUGGGAUGGAAGAGUUUCUGGUUGAUAAAUUUAGCAGCUCUCACUGGUGUAACAAUCAAUCAGAAUAUCUAUUUUUCUGGUUUGUAUUAUGCUUCAUCUUCCAUUGCAAGUGCAACUGGCAAUCUUGUUCCAGCAUUCACUUUUCUCAUGGCAUGGGUCAUGGGAAUGGAGAAAGUGCAAAUCAAUAGCUUGAGAAGUAUAGCUAAAGUGAUUGGGACAAUUCUAUGUGUUGCUGGAGCUGUUGCAAUGGCAUUACUUAAAGGGCCAAAGUUGCUAAAUUCAGAAUUCAUUCCAACAAAUGAAUUGUUAGUUCUUGGCAAAGAAAAUAGUGAGAAUCUGAAUAAUUGGAUGCUAGGUGUAAUCUUGCUCAUUGCAAGUGCUUGUUGCUGGUCAUUUUGGCUCAUUUUGCAGGUGACAUUGUCAGCAAAUUGCCCUGAUCAUCUAUCUUUAACAGCCUGGUUAUGCCUCAUGGCUGCAAUUCAAUCUGGAAUUGUCACAUUCUUCUUUGAACCUAAUUUGAAUAGCUGGAAAGUAACUUCAUCUCUGGAAUUCAUUUCUAUCUUCUAUACUGGAUUUUCAUCAGCUGUUUCUUUCUUUGGGCAAGCUUGGUGUAUUUCACGUAGAGGACCAUUAUUUUCUGCUAUGUUCAAUCCUCUAUGCACAGUUAUAGUAACAAUCAUUGCCUCAGCAUUUAUGCAAGAAGAGAUGUACACUGGAAGCUUGGUGGGAUCACUUGCUGUGAUUUUUGGACUAUAUGUGGUAUUAUGGGGAAAGGCAAAGGAUAAAAAAGAGGACAAUAUUUUAGAGGAAGAGCCAGUGAAGCAACAUAUUCAAGAAACAACAAUUGCAAUUCAAGAUUUUCCAGAUUUUACAAGUUUUAAAGUUGAUUUAGAGGAACCACUUUUGACUAACAAAUCAAUAACCAAUAUUGUAGAUGACCAUAUAUAGUAGUAUAAAAUUAAAAAAGAAGAAGAAGUCAUUUGUAGUCAUAAUUUAUCAUCAAUUUAUCAGCAUUAUUUAUUGUGUUGUACGCAGUUAGUCUUUUCUUUUUCUCUUCUCUG